AUGCAAUCUGGAUCUCAAGGCCAACGGGGCUAUUCGCACCGGCGCACAGAAGACAACGUUUCGCAACUGAUUAACAGCCAGAGUAGACCUAUGUCUCCCAACGGACUGCCAUCCCGAGCCUCGACAGCUUCUAUGAAGUCGUCGCAGAGCGGCAGCACGCGCCGCUCAACUCGCGAGACUGGAAGUUCAGGCUCGAGUGUUCCACUGUCGCAAAUCGAAAAGAGCGUCACCCAUCUUCUCGUCGCCACCAAGCAGCUUCUCGAAACUCUCACUCAAUGGUCCCGCGGCCAAGCGACCGACACGCAAGUCUCCGACGUCUAUGUCCGUCUAGGCUACGAAUUCAAUAUGGCAUGUCGUGCCUUUACCGCCAUAAAUGUCGACACGUCCGACCUCGGCAAUGUUCCUGACCUUCUCCGAAACAUUCUCGAAGCCACCCUGAGCCAAGAAGCUAGUGCGGAAAGCCUCGAGCGAUACCUGCCGCGUAUCAGGGAUAUCAUCAUCAAUCUGCUCCAUGGCUUGAAGCGGAAGCAGCAGCGUCUGCGUCAACGACAGGCUCGAGACAGGGAAGGUGGUACUGACGUCCCGGAGCGCACAACGAGCACCAGCACGGUUACGAGUGGAAGCAGUGGCGGUCUCACCAACAUGCUUGAUGAGGGCCUCGAAUCUGGAUACAAACAAGAACAAACUCGCUCAGAGGAGCCUGCGCCGCAAGGGCCUAGCUCUUCGCCCAGUCGUCGUUACAAUGGGUCACGAGAACCAUCACGCAACCCUGUUCAAACGAACCGCUCUUCACUCCAGAAUGCGCCAUCAAUACCGCCCCCUUAUCCAAGCGACGAGGGCCAAAUCCCCUUCGCAUCCGGCACGUCUGGAGAGAUAAAUAUUGAAGCCUUCCCACCACCGCCGCCACCUCCCCCAGAACCGCAAUCAAGCGCACUUGCGGCGCUACAAAAGGGGGGCGAUUUGGAGAGACGAGCAUCGCGACGCUACUCACAAUACCAAAUCCAAAAACACCUUGGUGCUGCCAAUGCCGUUCCUAUGCUGCCGCACCAAAAUUCUCCUAUACCAAAUCGUGGUCGCAAGGAAGCACGAGAAUCGAUGUAUGCAGUCCAAAAACGCGAGUCAGUACGACACAGUCGCCAUCCAUCGAAUCAGUCCAAGUCUGUUCACUCGCCAGCUCCUCCAAUAAUAACCGAAGAGCGUCGUAUGGAAAACAGAAAUGGAGUUGAUAGCCCAAUGGCUCAGACCCCCGAGGAUAAAUAUGCCCCAAGCGCUACCUUGUCCGGCCCGCUCCCUGAGCCUCCACAGUUCGUGGAUGACCCAAGAAGAGCGGAACCUGAAACAAAAGCAACGGAGAAGACUGAGCAGUUGCCUACUGGGCUAGAAUCAAAGCCCGAUUCGUAUUUCCAAGUUUCACCACCACCCACCCCGACCAAAGAUUUGACUCUGUUCCUGCAGUACAAGUCCAAGGUCAAAAAGAUCGUUUUGCCAGAGGGACGAGGCGAGCUCUCUAUUGGACGCUUGCAACUUGCAUUUAUCGAAAAGUUCUCCUGGAACACACAGCACAACGGCACUGAUUUGCCAGAAAUUUACAUCCAAGAUCCUGUGUCAGGCAUUCGACAUGAAUUGGAGGACCUUUCAGAUGUCAAGGACCGGACUGUUCUUGUACUGAACAUAGAAGCUCUUGACGAAGUCAAGCGGCAUAUCGACGAUGGCAUUUUAGGGUUGACUAAAAUAGUGCAAGAUGUCCAGAACAAUGUUCAAAGUCAGGGAGCGACUCUACAGCGAGUUUCAGAUAGGCAACAGGAAACUGCGGAUGAGGUCUCGCGUUUGGCAUUCGCGCCAUCUGCUGCCGUCCAAGCUGCUGACGGAACAAAAGCGAUUGUCAACACUGGACCCAGACUCGGCGCAAGCCAUGUCGGGCAAAUCCAAACUUUCCGCCGCGACAUUGCUGUGUUGCGUCAGACCUAUACCAACUUUCAAUCUUCAAUGGAUGCAUCCAUUGCUGCUGUUCGCCAGAAGGCUGCAAACGUCAAGUCAGUAGCUGCGAGCGCUGCUCAGCCAGAUUUAGAAGGGGAUGGUGGAUAUUCGUACGUCACCAAUGGGCGCAAGAAGCUUAAUGCAGAUUCCGAUCGCCUAGUUGGCAAGGUGGACGAUCUCCAGGACCUCAUCGAGGAUUUACGAAAAGAUGUUGUCCAUAGGGGUGUCAAGCCGCUACCGCGCCAGCUCGAGUCUGUCAACAAUGAUAUCAGCUCGCUCACCAGCGCUCUCAAGGCUAUGGAAGACUACAUGAACGAGGAGAAACCCGUCUGGACCAAGAUUUGGGAGAAGGAACUGGAGGAUGUGUGCCAGGGCCGUGAUGAGUUACGCCUUAUGGAGGACUUAAUGGUCGAUCUGCGUGAUGAUUUGGAGAAGGCAACAGAAACGUUUGCCCUCGUUGAGCAGGCUAUGACGGAGCAGAUGAAGGACAGUGGCGCCGGGCCGACCGUGGGGACGUCGCGAAUAUUCGCCAAGGGUCUGAUCAACCUCGGUAACAGCCUUAACCAGAACGAAGCCAAGGAGGGUGUACUAGGCGCAGUGCGCGCACUGCAGCCCAAUCAUGAAGACCGUCUUGACGCCAUCGAGCGGGCUGAGAAACUCCGCCAAAAGGAGCUCCAGAACCGCGGCGGCAAUGAGCUCCAGCGUGAGAUUGCCAGCUUUGUGGGCGAUGGGAAGCUCAAGAAGUCGGGCGGCUUUGAGGAGGUGGAGCGCGCGCGGGUUGCUAAGGACGAGAAGAUUCGCCGCGAGGUUUGGGAGCGCAUGAACGGCAUCAUUGCCGAGGUCGAGGGUGAGUACGACGAAGAGGAGGAGGAGGAAGAAGAAGAGCUUGGAGAUGGCGAGGAAUAUGAGGACGCGGAGACGGAGGUGGUACUGCCCAACGGUGAGGCGGAUGGCGCAGCGCGGCACUCGGGAGGCUCUGCGAGUAUGACUACGAAUAAAGAAUAA
Cordyceps militaris CM01 is the source of this 2982-nucleotide messenger RNA. Its product is annotated as actin interacting protein 3. Lineage: Eukaryota; Fungi; Ascomycota; Sordariomycetes; Hypocreales; Cordycipitaceae. The record is from RefSeq and is a predicted model, not a curated record. The coding region runs from base 1 to 2982 and encodes 993 amino acids. Gene Ontology annotation, cellular component: cytoplasm; cell tip. Gene Ontology annotation, molecular function: cytoskeletal regulatory protein binding. Gene Ontology annotation, biological process: establishment of cell polarity. The transcript has 2 exons.